AUGGAAGAACAAAUUGAGAUAUUAAAACAUCGCAUCCAUUCGAAUUGUUUACCACCAGCAUUCAAUCUUCUUGAUUAUUCACUUAAUAAAAUUGAUAAAAUACUUAGCCGAUCGAAACAAUCUUCUACUAACGAUGAUGAUAACAAGCAACCAACAAUAUUAUAUGCUUGUCGUUUAAAAAAAAUUGACCGAUCUAAAUAUGGUAUGCUUGAAUUAAGUAUAGCAGCUGGUGGUGCCAUGGGUUCACCAUUUACUAUGGUUUUAGCAAAUAUUUAUAUGUUAGAAUGGGAGCAAAAAUUAAUUCAACACCAAAAUAGACAUCAUGAAAUUUAUGGACGAUAUAUUGACGACAUAUUUAUGACAACUAAUUUAUCCAAAGAAGAUAUUCUGAAAGAACUUGAUGAAACCAUUAAAACAGAUUCAAAUGUCACAAUUAGUACUACUAUCAGUCAAUCAUUAGAAUAUCUUGAUUUUACUAUUGAAAAUAUUAAUGGACAUUUAAAAAUAUCUAUUUAUCAUAAAUCAGCUUCAGAACCCUAUAUUCUACCUUAUGAAUCUGAUCAGACAAGACACGUUCAUGUGAAUCUAAUUUAUAUUGCAUUAGUGCGAGCUGCACGUAACUGUUCCAAUGUGGAAGAUUUUGAUAUGGACCGAUUAAGUACAGAAAUGAUAUUACUAGUUAACGGUUAUCCACCAAAAUUUAUACAACAUCAUAUAAAAACAUUCUUUGUUAAAUAUGAUUCUAUGAGUGUAUGGACUGAAUUAAACAGUGAAGACAAUCAACAACUACAUAAUAUGUUACUUUAUAGACCAACAAAAAGAGAAAACAAAACAUAA
Messenger RNA from Rotaria sp. Silwood1, 837 nucleotides. The record is from the annotation of a GenBank genome assembly. Lineage: Eukaryota; Metazoa; Rotifera; Eurotatoria; Philodinida; Philodinidae.